GUAAUGCAGCUGGGAGUUGGAACCAAUGCAAAAUGGCAGAUUGUGGGAGCAGCAUGCAUAACACGACCUCCAAUUGUCUGCCCUCCAAUGAAACCUAUUGAGCAACAAUAUUCUGAGGGUAAUAAAUAUUGUACUGAAAGUGCUGAUGAUACUAGUGAUCUUGGCAGCCUUAAUCGUUCUCAGGAGAGAUCAUUGUUACUUGUUGUCAAGCAAAAAUUAGGAAGCAGUUAUGAAUGGAGUCUACCUCAAACACCUUGGUUACCAGGAGAGACUUUAAGACAGACUUGUGAACGAGUUGUUAAAGAAAGAUGUGGAGACUCUCUUAAAGUGAAGUUCCUUGGUAAUGCACCCUGUGGAUUCUACAAAUACAAAUAUCCAAAAAAUGUUCGUGCAAAUGGAUUUAUUGGUGCUAAGGUUUUCUUCUACAAGGCUCAAGUGAUAGACAAUAAUGGGGCAGUAAAUCCAGGUGAAGACAUUGCUGAGUAUCAGUGGUUGUCACAAAAUGAAUUAGAUGAUAAGUUCAGGCGUUCAUAUGCAAAAUCUGUCUCUCAAUUUUUGGUGUCAGAUCAGUAAGUGUCAAGUUACUAUAAUUUUUUGUAAAAUCACAUUUUGAAGAUAUGUACUACAUAAUGCAUUUAAUUGUCUGAUUUCAUGGUCUGGCAUAUGGUACAGUAUCUGUGGCAUGUAAAUAUAUGAAUGAUUUUCUAAUUAAAGAAUUGUUUUAAAUAA
This is a messenger RNA of Cherax quadricarinatus, 729 nucleotides long. Lineage: Eukaryota; Metazoa; Arthropoda; Malacostraca; Decapoda; Parastacidae. The record is from RefSeq and is a predicted model, not a curated record.